AGUUCCCAUUUCUUUUCUUGCUUUCCACAUAGCUAUCUUCUUUCCCGUCUUUUCUUUUUCUUUAUCUUUCUCUCAUUUCUAUACAGACAGAGAAAAAUAAAUAAAUAAAUAAAUAAAGAAUGGGCAGUCUUGAAACAGAGAGAACUAUUGUUGGAUGGGCUGCAAGAGACCCUUCUGGUAUUCUUUCUCCUUAUACAUAUACUCUCAGAAACACAGGAUCAGAGGAUGUUGUAUUGAAGGUUAUUUAUUGUGGAAUUUGCCAUACUGAUCUUCAUCAAGCCAAAAAUGAUCUUGGCAUGUCACGCUACCCUAUGGUUCCUGGCCAUGAAGUGGUGGGUGAGGUGGUCGAGGUUGGAUCAGGAGUGACCAAGUUUAGAGUAGGAGAUACAGUUGGUGUUGGGGUUCUUGUUGGAUGCUGCAGGAAUUGCAUGCCAUGCAAUAAAGAUAUUGAGCAAUACUGCAACAAGAAAAUCUGGUCCUAUAAUGAUGUCUAUUCUGAUGGCAAACCUACUCAAGGGGGUUUUGCUCAAUCCAUGGUUGUUGAUCAAAAGUUUGUGGUGAAAAUACCAGAUGGGAUGGCACCAGAACAGGCAGCACCUUUAUUGUGUGCUGGGGUGACAGUUUAUAGCCCACUUAGUCACUUUGGUUUGAAGAAAAGUGGGCUAAGAGGAGGAAUACUAGGACUUGGAGGAGUAGGACAUAUGGGGGUUAAGAUAGCAAAGGCAAUGGGGCAUCAUGUGACUGUGAUUAGCUCUUCAGAUAAGAAGAGAGUUGAGGCUUUAGAUCAUCUUGGAGCUGAUGAAUAUUUAGUUAGCUCAGAUGAAACUAGCAUGCAACAAGCUACUGACUCUCUUGAUUAUAUAAUUGAUACUGUGCCUGCUAAUCAUCCUCUUGAACCUUACCUUUCAUUGUUGAAACUUGAUGGGAAAUUGAUCUUGUUGGGUGUUAUUAACACCCCAUUGCAGUUUGUUUCUCCUAUGCUCAUGCUUGGGAGAAAGAUAAUCUCAGGAAGUUUCAUAGGAAGCAUUAAAGAAACAGAGGAAAUGCUGGAGUUCUGCAAAGAAAAUGGAUUGACCUCAAUGAUCGAAGUUAUCAAAAUGGAUUAUGUAAACACAGCUUUCGAAAGGCUCGAGAAAAAUGAUGUCAGAUAUAGGUUUGUUGUGGAUGUUGCAGGCAGCAAGCUUGAACCAUGAAACUAACAAGUGACAGAACAAUAAAAAACCAAAAUCCAGAUAUAAAAAAUGGGUUUUCAAGUUAUCUAUGUUCUGGUAAUAAAAGAAGAAGGUGAGAUGUUCUUCUUAUUAAAGAUUGUUGAUGGGUAUGUUUUCUUUUCUUUCUUUUUUUUUCUUUUUCUAUGGUAAUCUGAUUCAGUGCAGUGGGGUUGUGGUUAUCUUUUUCUUUUUGUUAUUUACCGGAGACUGUCUUCUUGACAAUGAAAGAUACCAAACUUUGCAGGAAAUUUUUUGUGGUGUAAGGAAGCCUAUAUAAAUUAUGAAUGAAUGUUGAGAAUAUUUUAUUUCUA
Ricinus communis (castor bean) is the source of this 1522-nucleotide messenger RNA. Its product is annotated as probable cinnamyl alcohol dehydrogenase 1. NCBI's taxonomy places the organism in Eukaryota, Viridiplantae, Streptophyta, Magnoliopsida, Malpighiales, Euphorbiaceae. Gene Ontology annotation, biological process: lignin biosynthetic process. The record is from RefSeq and is a predicted model, not a curated record. Gene Ontology annotation, molecular function: zinc ion binding; cinnamyl-alcohol dehydrogenase activity. The coding region runs from base 120 to 1193 and encodes 357 amino acids. The transcript is spliced from 5 exons.